UUUAAUGUAGUCAUCUUCAUACACACUCUCCCUUCAUUUUCUCUCUCUCUCACCUUUCGGUUUCAGUGUUGGUUGAGCAUUUUAGGUGGAGUCUUUCCUUUACCUUCUUCCUCGUUCUCUCUCCUGAUCAAACCAUUUUUUUUUAUUUAUUUUUUGCGAUUUUCUUCACAAUUCUAUUGCUUUCACCUUAAUUUCUGACGAUUCGAUUGCAAUUAUGUCGAUUUCUAACGAUUAGGGUUUUGAUCGGUGUUUUGUUUUGUACAUAUUGAUUUUUGGGUUUUGGAUCUUUCAGCUGUGAAUUUAGGGUUGUUUAUUGUUGUUGUUGAUAUGCAUAUUGAGGAUUUUGAACCGGAAGAGGUGGUGGGAUGUCAAUCGGAGAAGAAGAUUAACGAUUUUUUCGAUGAUUCUAGGGUUAGGGUUUCUGGAGAUGAUCCAAACGUCGUCGCUUGGGAUACCAAAAGGGUGUUGAUUGGAGCUGGUGCUCGUGCCUUGUUUUACCCUACUUUGGUUUACAACGUUGUUAGGAACAAAGUUCAAUCUGAGUUUCGUUGGUGGGAUCGGAUUGAUAAGUUUGUGUUGCUAGGUGCUGUUCCAUUCCCUAGUGACGUUUUGCGAUUGAAGGAACUUGGUGUGCACGGAGUGAUCACUUUAAAUGAGCCUUAUGAGACUUUGGUUCCUACAUCUCUCUAUCAUGCUCAUGGCAUUUAUCACCUUGUGCUUCCUACUAGAGACUAUCUCUUUGCUCCCUCAAUGAAUGAUAUAUGCCAAGCUGUGGACUUCAUUCAUAGAAAUGCGUCUCGCGGGUGGAUGACUUAUGUACACUGUAAAGCUGGUCGAGGUCGCAGCACCACAAUUGUCCUAUGUUACCUGGUGCAACACAAGAAAAUGACUCCUGAGGAUGCUUAUAGCUACGUGAGAUCCAUCAGACCAAGGGUUCAGCUUGCUUCAAUUCAGUGGCAGGCUGUUAAGGAUUAUUACAAUUAUAAGGUGAAGAGCUGUAGCUCAAAAUCGUGCAACGAUUUGAUGAUAAUUAGAAGCUCAGGGCUUCCACCAGUGGGCAACUUGUUUGAAUUUGAUGAUUGCUCCGUAGUGGUGGUGACGAAAUCCGAUCUUGACGGUUAUGAUCCGAGUAAGCAGAGUGUUGAAGAUAGUCAGAUAUUCGCAGAUCUGAGUGUAAUUUACAAGGCACGUGUUGCUGGCCAGGCAGCUCUAGCCAGGCUUUCCUGCUUGUGGCUGCGUUGCCAUACCCAGCAGAAGAUUGCUGAGGAGCAGCUUCUAAGGCAGGGUAGCUGCACCAUCACGGCAGACCAGAUAAGCGGUAGCCUUACUGUAGACAUCCGUGUGUAUUAAGAUGAUGUUAAUGUAUUUGCGUCAAAAUCAAAGAUGUUUGAUACCCUGUUUUCUAAUUCCUGCCCUGGUAAAUAUGAGAAGGCUAAUAAAAAUUGUGGGUUUAGCUUGGCCUGGCCUUGCUUUCCCUUGUAAAUAUUGUCUUUUUUUUUUUUUAUAGAAAUGUCAAAUGUUUAGUUAGGACUCUUUAGGAGGAGCUCUCCUCUUGCUCCAUUAGUAAAUUACAUAGCGGCGAUAGUGCUAGUAAUUGAAGUAAAUACGAAGUAUGUGCUUAUAAAUUUAUAAUCUAAAAGCAUCAAUAUGAAUUGUUCGA
Chenopodium quinoa (quinoa) is the source of this 1660-nucleotide messenger RNA. Its product is annotated as putative dual specificity protein phosphatase DSP8. The transcript is spliced from 6 exons. Gene Ontology annotation, molecular function: protein tyrosine/serine/threonine phosphatase activity; phosphatidylinositol-4,5-bisphosphate 5-phosphatase activity. The record is from RefSeq and is a predicted model, not a curated record. Gene Ontology annotation, biological process: protein dephosphorylation. NCBI's taxonomy places the organism in Eukaryota, Viridiplantae, Streptophyta, Magnoliopsida, Caryophyllales, Amaranthaceae. The coding region runs from base 328 to 1350 and encodes 340 amino acids.